CGUUCUUGUUGGCAAGGGAUGUCCAGCUGAUGUUUCCUGGGAAGGUCGGAAGGCUUAAAUCACUGCUGCAAGAGGAGUAGAAAGGUGAUUGAGUUACAUUGGAGCACAGUGCUGUGUCAGUGCAUACACUGCCACCAUGGGUGAACUCUUCAGAAGCGAGGAGAUGACCCUUGCUCAGCUCUUCCUCCAGUCAGAGGCUGCGUACUGCUGCGUCAGUGAGCUGGGAGAGCUGGGAAUGGUCCAGUUCCGUGAUCUGAAUCCAGACGUGAACGUGUUCCAGCGCAAGUUUGUCAAUGAAGUGAGGCGCUGUGAGGAGAUGGACCGCAAGCUGAGGUUUGUGGAGAAGGAGAUAAAGAAAGCCAACAUCCCAAUUGUGGAUACGGGGGAGAAUCCGGAGGUGCCAUUCCCACGGGACAUGAUCGAUCUGGAGGCCACCUUCGAGAAGUUGGAGAACGAGCUGAAGGAGAUCAACACCAACCAGGAGGCUCUGAAGAAGAACUUCCUGGAGCUGACCGAGCUGAAGCACAUCUUGCGGCGCACGCAGCAGUUCUUUGACGAGAUGGAGGACCCAAAUCUUUUGGAGGAGUCAUCCUCCCUGCUGGACCCCAGCGAGGCGGGACGGGGGGCACCGCUGAGGCUAGGGUUUGUAGCCGGUGUGAUCAGCAGGGAGCGAAUCCCCACCUUCGAGAGGAUGCUGUGGAGGGUGUGUCGUGGGAACGUCUUUCUGCGACAGGCGAUGAUCGAGGACCCACUGGAAGACCCCACCACGGGAGACCAAGUUCAUAAGUCAGUCUUCAUCAUCUUCUUCCAAGGUGACCAGCUGAAAAACAGGGUGAAGAAGAUAUGCGAGGGAUUCCGUGCGUCGCUGUACCCCUGCCCUGAGACGCCCCAAGAGAGGAAGGAGAUGGCAGCUGGAGUCAACACACGCAUUGAUGAUCUCCAGAUGGUGCUGAACCAGACGGAGGACCACCGUCAGAGGGUCCUGCAGGCUGCUGCCAAGACGAUGAGAGUGUGGUUCAUCAAAGUGAGGAAGAUGAAGGCCAUCUACCAUACCCUCAACCUCUGCAACAUCGAUGUAACCCAGAAGUGUCUGAUUGCUGAGGUGUGGUGCCCUGUCUCGGACCUCGACUCCAUCCAGUUCGCCCUGCGUAGAGGCACGGAGAGAAGCGGCUCAACGGUGCCCUCCAUCCUCAACAGGAUGCAGACCAAACAGACGCCUCCCACUUACAACAAAACCAACAAGUUCACCUCUGGCUUCCAAAACAUCGUGGAUGCUUAUGGAAUCGGAACGUACCGGGAAAUCAACCCAGCCCCCUAUACCAUCAUCACCUUCCCUUUCCUGUUCGCGGUCAUGUUUGGGGACAUGGGGCACGGGGUGCUCAUGACCUGUGCUGCCCUCUAUCUGGUCCUAAGGGAGAGUCGGCUCCUUUCUCAGAAGAGUGAUAACGAGAUGUUCAACAUGGUCUUUGCUGGACGCUACAUCAUCCUGCUGAUGGGAAUCUUCUCCGUCUACACUGGGAUCAUCUACAACGACUGCUUCUCCAAGUCGCUCAACAUGUUUGGCUCUGGCUGGAGCGUGAGGCCCAUGUUUGGGCCCAAGGGAGCUAACUGGUCAUUUGAAACACUUGACGGUAAUGCAGUGUUACAGCUGGAUCCAGCCGUACCGGGAGUCUUCAAUGGACCUUAUCCAUUAGGUAUUGACCCGAUCUGGAACAUCGCCACUAACAAGCUGACCUUCUUGAACUCCUUCAAGAUGAAGAUGUCUGUCAUCCUGGGGGUUAUACACAUGCUGUUUGGUGUCACCCUCAGCUUGUUCAACCACCUUUACUUCAAAAAGCCCCUGAACAUCUUCCUGGGCUUCAUUCCCGAAAUCGUCUUUAUGAGCAGUCUGUUCGGCUACUUGAUCCUCCUCGUCUUCUACAAGUGGGGAGCGUACGACGCGGUCACCUCCAAGGAUGCCCCCAGCCUUCUCAUCGCCUUCAUCAACAUGUGCCUCUUCAACUACAGUGACCCCACAAACAAGCCCCUCUACAGAGGACAGAUGGGGAUCCAGUCUUUGUUGGUGGUGAUUGCCCUUGCAUGUGUUCCCUGUAUGCUGAUAGUGAAAACAAUGGUGCUUCGGCGUCAGUACCUGUGGAGGAAGCACCUGUCGCAGAAGAUAGAAGAAAGGCCUGCUGAGAAUCUAGAAACUUUAGAGCAGACAGAUGUGUCCUCAUCAUGCACGGGACUCACUCAACAGGGCACACAGAAAUUUGGUGGGAUCCGGGUUGGUAACGGGCCCACGGAAGAUGAGGCUGAGAUCAUCCAGCACGACCAGCUCUCUCAGCAUUCCGAGGAUGAGAACGAGCCCGCAGAGGAGGAAGUGUUUAACUUUGGAGAUGUUGCGGUCCACCAGGCCAUCCAUACCAUAGAGUACUGCCUGGGUUGCAUCUCCAACACUGCCUCCUACCUGCGGCUCUGGGCACUGAGCCUUGCCCAUGCACAGCUUUCCGAGGUGCUGUGGACCAUGGUGAUGCACAUCGGCCUGUCAUCCAGGAGUUAUGGUGGCUUCUUUGGCCUGUCAAUCAUCUUCUCAGCCUUUGCCACGCUCACCGUGUGCAUCCUGCUGAUCAUGGAGGGCCUGUCGGCCUUCUUGCAUGCCCUCCGUCUGCACUGGGUGGAGUUCCAGAACAAGUUCUACACGGGACAGGGAUUCAAGUUCAUACCAUUCUCCUUCGACAGCAUCCUGGAGGGGAGAUUUGAUGAAUAAACGUAUCUAGAUGCCCCUUCAGUGCCCAGGUCCUCCUGCAAGGCAUGUCCUUCUCCUUGGAGCCACUGUGGUAUUGCAUAAUGUAGUGACCUAUAUAAUGAGCUGUGCUGUAGUCUCUAUUCCCAGUUGUUGUGUGGUGUUGUAGAAGCUGUGUGACUGGCCCAUGGUCUUGGUGUUCAUUUUGAAUGCAUCUUUCCUGAGCCCCAGAUCCACUGAUCUGAUUUUGUCUGUUUUUUUAAAUGUGUUCAUAAAUGAAUCCUGUAAUUAUCAACCAGUUCAUUUAUUACAAAUCCUCAGAGCUUUACCAGAGAAACAAACUGUUAAGUGCAAUGUUUGACCUUGUUUGAAAUGAUAUCAUCUAAAAAUUAUUAGAAAUAAUAAAAACAGAAAUAACUGACCUAGAUUGAUCCAACUAAUGCCCUAGUCUGCCACUGCACUGACUACUUGUUAUUGCUGGUGUUGAUAUUUUAUGAUAAUUUAUUUAUCGGUUGUUAUUUCAUAAAAAUCUGUGCUGUUGUACCUAGUUAAAAAGAGUAUGCACUGCUGUGGUAAAUCAGCUCUUCUCUUUGUAUUCUGACCAGCUCUUCUCUUUGUAUUCUGAAUUCAAUUCUUUGAAUUCUGAAUUCUGAACUGUAUUCAUAAAGUCAAAAGAAUUUCAGCUCUUUUCAUACCA
This is a messenger RNA of Megalops cyprinoides (Indo-Pacific tarpon), 3422 nucleotides long. RefSeq names its product ATPase H+ transporting V0 subunit a1b (gene atp6v0a1b). The transcript has 22 exons. The record is from RefSeq and is a predicted model, not a curated record. Gene Ontology annotation, biological process: proton transmembrane transport; vacuolar acidification. Gene Ontology annotation, cellular component: vacuolar proton-transporting V-type ATPase, V0 domain; vacuolar proton-transporting V-type ATPase complex; plasma membrane. Gene Ontology annotation, molecular function: ATPase binding; proton-transporting ATPase activity, rotational mechanism. Bases 137 to 2749 code for a protein of 870 amino acids. NCBI's taxonomy places the organism in Eukaryota, Metazoa, Chordata, Actinopteri, Elopiformes, Megalopidae.